Molecule: messenger RNA, 825 nt
Organism: Rotaria sordida
Lineage: Eukaryota; Metazoa; Rotifera; Eurotatoria; Philodinida; Philodinidae
Source: the annotation of a GenBank genome assembly
AAUAUAUUUCGUAUUGGUGGUCCAAUUUUAAUCGUUUUUGGUACGAUCAGUUGUUUACUCAGUUGUAUCAUAUUCAGACAAAGAAAUCUUCGUAAAAAUCCUUGUACAAUAUAUUUUUUGUCAUUUAAUUUAUCUAAUUUAUUACUUAUAUAUUCAUCAUUAUUACCUGUAAUGCUUGAAACAGGUUAUAAUAUUCAACCAACUUCGAUUGAUCGAAUGUAUGUUACUUCACCAAAUGUUCAUUUACGAAAUCGAAGUAAUAAUUGUUUUGCUUAUAAAUCUAUUAUAAUUGGUACAUUAUUUUGGAUGAUAUUUAGUAGUCAUGCAUUAAUCUUUCGAGAAAUUGUACCAAGUAUAACAAAUGAUAUUACUUGUAAUUUUAAACCAGGUAUUUAUAUGAUAUUCUUAGCUUAUUAUUCAUUGGUUAAAGGUAUUUCAGUACCUUUUCUUAUGAUACUUUUUGGAUUAUUGGCUAUAAAAAAUAUUCGACGUUUAUGUCGUAUUAAUGUUGUUACUGACGGAAGAAAUAAUUCAUAUGUUCCAUCAUCAAAAGAUAGAAAACUUAUUUAUAUGGUACUUAUGAAUAUUAUUGUAUAUAUUCUCUUUGAUUCAAUAAAGACACUAUAUCUUAUGUAUGAGCAAAUUACACAAUAUCAUAUAAAGAAUGAUUUACAAAAACAGAUGGAUAAUUUCUUUAGAUCAAUUGGUGGAUUUAGUCUUUAUAUUCGAUUUUGUAUUUGUGGUUACAUUAAUUUACUCGUUUCUGGAAGUAUUAUUCGUGAAGAAAUAAAAAAAAUAUUUUUAUGGAGAAGAAUUUUUCAUUAA